AUGUCGCAUUAUGAUCGAUACGAUCGACCACACGAUCGGUACGGUCCCUACGACCGCCCUGGCCCCUACCAGCCCCCGCCUGCUGAGCCUCAAGAUCGUCACCACUGGCGCAGUAGCCACGAUGAUCCACAAUCUCCGAGGCGGCAGGAUGAACAUGCUGUCAGGGAACAUCGGGAUCCUUACGCCGGCGUUCCUACGUCAAGAGCGGGCCAGGAUCCCUACCUAGAUGCCGACAGAAGAUACAAUCCUUAUGGAGAUCCGGACAGAAGGUACGAGGGUGACUACCGUUACCCCCCACCGCCAGCCUACGAUCCUUAUUAUGACCCAUACCGGCAGCACUACCCACCGCCGCCGGGAGCCUAUGGUGGCGGAGCCUACGGAGGAGGCUACUACCCACCGCCUCCGGGCUAUGGGCACUACGGCCCACCACCUCCCGCAGGUUAUGGCCCACCCCCUCCCGGCUACGGCUAUCCUCCUCCACACUAUCCCCCACCUCACUACCCUCCCCCACCAGCAAGCAGCAGGCCGGGAUGUUACAUGAAAGCUGACCCUAUGCUCUUCGUGGAUGUCCGAGCUACAGCCCCGAACGUCAGACUCAGCGGGAGCCCGCGAAACGCGGAGAACAACGCCGGCCCUCCCAGAGGGAAGCGAAAGCGGGAGGCCUCGCCGGAGAACCCCGUGGUGGAUGCGGCGGAGAUCCGGCUGAACCUCUCUGAGGUGUUGCCAAGAUUGGUGAAGGCAGCGCAGGAACAGGAAGGGAGCCGAUUCCUGCAGUGGAAGCUGAGCGGCAACUCCAGUGCUGAAGAGCGAGCCCAGAUCUUCGAGAGGGCGCUGCCGGACGUUGUACACUUGGCAAAUGAUGCGUUUGGGAACUUCGUGGUGCAGAAGUUGUUCGAGGUUGGGACGGAGGAGCAGCAGAGUGCUUUGGUCUCCAAAGUCAAGGGCAGCAUUCUGGAGCUCGCGAAGGACAAGUAUGGUUGCAGAGUAGUCCAGAAGAUGAUGGAGUCGUUACCCCAGCAGCUGAAGAUGGACAUUGCCUCCGAGAUCAUGGACAAUGUCAUAGAAUGCAUCGAGGACAUGAACGGCAAUCACGUCAUCCAGAAGGUUGUAGAGAACCUCGAUGAGGUUCAUUUCGUCAUUGCGGCUGUGUCCAAGAGCUCAGAGACAGCCGAGAGCAUGGCCUCGCACAUUUAUGGCUGUCGGAUCAUCCAGAGGCUCUUGGAGAACUGCCCACUGGACCGCCUAGAUGGAAUCCUAGACCCCAUCGUGAGUGCAGUGGGGAAGUUGUCAAAGGACAAGCAUGCCAACUACGUGAUUCAAUGCAUUCUGGAGAAGGGGCGCUUCGAAGACAAGCGAAGUAUCGUGAAAGCGAUCAGCAAGAAUGUCCUUGAUUUCUCCAAGAACAAGGUCUCAAGCAACGUGGUCGAGAAGUGCCUCGAAGUGACCUCCGACGGGCCCGCGGCAGAAAGCCUGGAGGAGGAGCGUGCGGCGCUCUAUUCUGCCGUCUUGGGAUCUGCUGGAGACCAGCGAGCACCUAUAAACCAGCUCAUGACAGAUAAGUUCGGGAACUACACGGCGCAGCGUAUCAUCCAAUACAGCCGUGGGGAGGACUGGCAGGAGCUUCGACGACGCAUCGAGGUGCUGGAGAAGGACUUGAAGAACUCCCCGACAGGAUCCCCCACAAGCCUUUGGAUGUCCUUUCGCGUCACGCGUCCCACAGCCUUGAACAGGUGGUUGGAUGUGCCGUCUGGUGUGGAGGUGAGCUUCACAUCACUUGAGGCGCAUUUCGCGGCCCAGCUGCAGCCCUUCUUCGUCGAAAUCCUGGGCAUCCCACUCUUGAGCUCCGUUGAGGUGCAGGCGCGGCUUCGCACUGCAGCAACCUCCGCAGCGGGCUUGGUGGCACGUUGCUUGAAGAGUGCCCGAAAACGUAAAUUCUAA
Symbiodinium sp. CCMP2456 is the source of this 1938-nucleotide messenger RNA. The record is from the annotation of a GenBank genome assembly. NCBI's taxonomy places the organism in Eukaryota, Dinophyceae, Suessiales, Symbiodiniaceae.